Molecule: messenger RNA, 2046 nt
Organism: Cygnus atratus (black swan)
Lineage: Eukaryota; Metazoa; Chordata; Aves; Anseriformes; Anatidae
Gene: TMEM62
Product: transmembrane protein 62
Exons: 14
Coding region: 95-2014 (639 amino acids)
Molecular function (GO): hydrolase activity
Source: RefSeq, a predicted model, not a curated record
GCGCGGCGGGGGCGGCCCGACGGGCGGCGGAAGUGCUGAAGCCAGCGGCGCUGCCCGGCGGCGGGCAGCGGAGGCCGCCUGAGGCGGCGGCGGGAUGCUAAGGGUGGCCGCCGUGCUGCUGGCAGCCGCCGUCGCCGCGCUGCUGCUCGACUGGUACGCGCCCGCGGGGUCUCCGCGCCCGGUUCCGGCGGGGCGGCGGCGUCCCCGAGCCCCUCAGCCGGCCCCCGGGGCGGAGGUCGCCAACUUGCUGUGGGCAGUGCAGGUGUCAGAUAUUCAUAUAAGUAGAUUUCGGGAUCCCAAACGAGCUACUGACUUUGAAAAAUUCUGUUCUGAAACAAUUGAUGUAAUUCAGCCAGCACUUGUUCUAGCAACAGGUGACUUGACAGAUGCUAAGACGAAAGAUAAACUGGGAUCUGAGCAGGUGGAAGUAGAAUGGAAAACUUACCAGUCGAUCCUGAAGAGAUCAAGGGUCAUGGAAAAAACCAAGUGGAUAGACAUCAAAGGCAAUCAUGAUUCAUUCAACAUUCCACACCUGGAUAGUGUUCGGAAUUACUACAGGAAAUACUCUGCCUGGCGUAAAGAUGGCUCUUUCCAUUAUAUCCACACCACCUCUUUUGGGAACUAUUCAUUCAUCUGCGUGGAUGCCACACUCAGCCCAGGCCCAAAGAGACCCUAUAAUUUCUUUGGGAUUUUAAAUAUGAGUCAAAUGCAAGAGCUCUCUAUGAUGGCAACAGAAAGCCUCUACAGCAAUCAUACUAUCUGGUUUGGCCAUUAUCCCACCUCAACAAUCAUCUCCCCAGCCCCAGGAAUACGAACGUUAAUGAGUUCUGCCACAGCUUAUUUAUGUGGACAUCUCCAUACAAUGGGUGGACUGAUGCCAGCCUUGCACAGUCAACACCAUGGUGGCACUCUGGAACUGGAAUUGGGAGACUGGAUGGAUAAUAGGAGGUACCGGAUCCUUGCAUUUGAUCAUGACCUCCUUAGUUUCACAGAUCUUACCUUUGAAGAAUGGCCUGCAGUUCUCAUCACCAAUCCCAAAUCCCGCCUUUACAGUAGUUCUUCUCAUGAACCACUAGUAAAAAUUCUUUACUCCACUCAUAUCAGAAUUCUGGCCUUCUCUCCUUCUGUCAUUACCUCUGUCAAAGUCUAUAUAGAUGGAGUUCUUUUGGGGAAUGCUCAUCAGGCAUCUGGCCCUCUCUACGUGCGGAAGUGGAACCCGCAAAAUUACAGUGAAGGGUCCCAUCAAAUAGAUGUGAUUGUCCAGGAUGCUUCAGGAAGAGUUAGCAAACGGGGUCAUAUAUUUUCAAUGGAAGAAAACCUUUCUCUUAAAUUUGGCUUUUUGCCAUCUGUUAUUCUUCUUACUGACCACUAUGUUCUAGCUCGUAUGCUGUUUGGAUUGAUUGUGCUGAUUCAGAUUGCCUUGCUCGUUGCUUUCAGAUACCUCCAAAAACCAGCACUCAGAGAAAAGCCAGGACUACUGAGUCUGACCUCAUUUUCCCUUCACGUCUUCAGUAAAACAAACACGUUAUAUUACUCAAUUCUGCUUCUGAAUUUAUACACGAUUUUGGGACCAUGGUUUGUAGGUGAACUAGUAGAUGGCCAGCUGGGGGCCUGUUUUUCUUUCGGGGUCUUUGUUGGUGGUUCCUUCUUACAGGGCAGUCUGACAUACGUGGUUGGGAUUUUACAGAUGUUGUUUUUCAACAUGCCAUUAAUGGCCUAUCUGUGCUGGUGCCUGUUGCUGCGGUGCCAGGGUCACAGUUUCCAUUCUCACAUCCAUCACGUCCGACGCCUCUUGGCUGUGCUUAUUCAUCUGGCAAUGGCACUCCUGCUGGCCUGGCAGGUCUAUUCUUGCUAUUUCUUGCAGCGAACCUAUGGGACCUUGGCUUUCUUCUUCUCCCCAAUGAGAACGUGGCUGGUGGUGCUGACCUCAGCUCUGAUUUAUAAAACCUGGACACUUAAACCAUCUGAGCUCAGAACUUACAUAGUAGAAAUGAAAAACUGUCAGAGCUCCUGAAAUACAAUAAAGUAGUCCAAGUUUGUCAACUU